AGUGAAGCUCAGGCGACAGAGGCGGCCUUGGAUUAGACCGUUAGCUGAACGGAGCUGAACCUGAAAACGUCAUUGAUCCGCUCAUCAGCUGAUUAUUAACUGAUUCAGUUAAUAAUCAGCUGAUUAUCAAUCUUUCAAACAGCUGAGAGGAAAACAUCUGGACUGAACUGAAAUUCUGCUUGUGCCGCAUUUGUGAUGAGUAAUGGUGGCCUUCCUCUGGAGGAGGAGGAGGAUGAAGAUGUUAGGUUUUGUCAUAAUGGGGAUCUAGAGGAAACUGAAAGUGUUUGGGUCCACAGAUGCUCACUGUCUGAUCUGGACCGAGCCUGUGGAGCCGAACCGGAACCAUGGUUCUGGUUUCGGAUGCGUGGAACCUCCUCUGCGUCUGCAUGGUGAACAAACAGGCAGGGGGCGCCGAUGAGAACCCCGGAGGAACCCGGAAGAGAAUCCCCAAGCUGAAGAUCCCCGCAAACAUCUGGAGCCACCGCAAACAGAAGAACCAGCAGAAAGACGACCAGCCGGACGGCGGCCAUGAGGAGGAAGAAGAGGAACAGCAGGAGGAAGAGCGACUGGAUGACCUCACCAGGAAGCUGAUCCUCAGGGAGGAAGAGCUCUUCACCCAAGACUGCCGCAGUGAGGAAGAGGAGGACCAGCUGCUGAAGGACUUUGAGUCUCUGAGCGUCCAGAUCUGGAUGGCCGUCCACAGCAGCUUCGACACCACGGCGCCCCCCGCUGGACGUCCGGACGUCCUGAGGAGCGCCGUGGAUGCCGUCCUGCAGCAGGAGACGCAGGACCUGCGCUGGACAGAGAGUCCCACGGACAGCGCCCCCGUCUGGCGACCGCUGAGGUGGCUGAGGACGCACAACCAGCUGCUGCAGAAAAUGGUGGAAAAACGACUGAAGGACGCAGGAGAGGACGAGACAGGAGACACUGGACAGCUGUCCUCUGUCACCAAGAGACAGGUGUUCCGCCUGGGGAAGCGUGUGAAGGAGGACCUGCUGAUGGCGGCGGUGGCGGUGAGGGACUGCUACCCGCCCAGGAUAGACAUCCUGAACAUCUAUGGCGGACUCUACCACCAGGCCUUCGGCGCCCACCUGGCCCAGCUCUCCUCCUCCGAACUGGACCUGGACGACUGCAGCUACCUGCUGUUCUGGGUCAACCACUACUAUCCUGAUGAAAUCCUGCAACAAAAAGAGCUGGACGGGAUCAAGACGGCCUGUCUGGGUUCUCUGCUGCUGCCGGACACUCUGAGGCGACUGGAGGAACAAUUCAUGAGCCACAGACAGGAAAAGGUGAAGCUGUGGCUCAGCACGGCUCUGAAGAAGGAGGAGGAGAGCUGGCUGAGUGGAAAAACGCCCGAACUGAUCGACUGUUACUACUUCAGUCCGCUGGCCAUCGAUGUCAUCCAGGUGGUGAACAGUUCCCUGACUGAGUUCAGCUGUGCCAUCAAAGACCAGAACAAGGUGCAGAGGCUUACGAUUCACCUGGAGAACUUUCUCAACAGCUACAGGAAGAGCGUGGAGGACCUGGUGAAGGCGAACCCCAGCAACCUGCAUCCAGUGCUAAAAGCUACGCUGGUCUGUGAGCAGCAGCUCAGAGAUUACAUAUCUGGUCAAGCUGAAGGUUUAGCUGAAGAUCAGAAGCGCCGAUGUCUGGAUACGCUCUCUGCUCUCAGGGAUUGUUGCUACCAGUAUUUUAUCUUCCCUCUUCACGGCAAGAUCAAGGUCUUCUUAAGUCCACUUUGGACGUCCGCCUGGGUGGACGGCUCACUUCCUGUCAUCGACCAGCUGCUGAGCUUUCUCAACCAACAACUGGCCGACCUGUCGGACCUGAAACCAGCCUGCAAACAGCCUCUGGUCUGCGACCUUCACCAAGACCUGGCCGCUCAGUACGUGAAGAAGACGAUGAAGACCAGGGUGAAGAGCCGACAGCAGCAGGUGGCCGGGUCCGAACGGAUGGUGGAAGACGCCAAGAAGAUGGACGGCUUCUUCAGAGAGGAGGGCUGCAGUUCGGCGCCGUGGCUCUCUGAAACGCUCUGCAGCGUCGCUGAGAUUCUCCGUCUGCAGGAUCCAGCCAGCAUUCACCUGGAGGUCGUCGAUCUGGCCCGAAGGUUCCCGGACUUCAGCGGCGCUCACGUCUCGGCGUUGCUGUCGCUGAAGUUCGGCCUUUCGGCGGCGGACGUCCGGUCCAUCAGAACCAGCGUGGAGGAGAACCGCCCCCUGGACGCCUCAGCCAAUCAGAGCCCUCCGUUCUUCUCCAGUGUUAAAGUCAAAUGGAUCAAUAACAAGAUCAACCAGAUGGCGAUCAAGAGUUAAAACAGUGCGACUCAAUGCUAAUGUUAGCAUAGCUUGUUGUUUCAUAUUAUCUGAAUGGCGUAUAAUGUAAACAUUAGCUUAGUGAUGCUAACAUGUUAGCCAGAAAUUUAAAAAGGGAGACUUGCUGCGUUGGAAAGCCAUCUGGUGUUCAUCAGGGCUCAGCUCUCGGUACCCUUCAGUUCUCCUUUUAUUACCAUUUAAGUGUUAGAAAAUGUGUCGUAUUUAAGCUAACUCUGCAACCAGACUCACUUUAAAUCCAUGCAGCUUCCUGCUACUUAACAAAGCCCUAAAGUAAUGAAUGUUGUAAGGCUGUGCAGAAUGUUUUUAAUGUGUACAGAAACAGAGGCAUGUAUCUGUUACUGUAGUCAUUUCAAUAAACGUAUUUAUUCAGCA
Xiphophorus couchianus (Monterrey platyfish) is the source of this 2705-nucleotide messenger RNA. It is a transcript of the gene tnfaip2a, whose product is annotated as tumor necrosis factor, alpha-induced protein 2a. Gene Ontology annotation, cellular component: exocyst. The transcript has 13 exons. The record is from RefSeq and is a predicted model, not a curated record. Lineage: Eukaryota; Metazoa; Chordata; Actinopteri; Cyprinodontiformes; Poeciliidae. Gene Ontology annotation, molecular function: SNARE binding. The coding region runs from base 345 to 2312 and encodes 655 amino acids. Gene Ontology annotation, biological process: exocytosis; exocyst localization.